Messenger RNA from Sphaeroforma arctica JP610, 231 nucleotides. RefSeq lists its product as hypothetical. The annotation marks the transcript as partial. The transcript is spliced from 2 exons. The record is from RefSeq and is a predicted model, not a curated record. Lineage: Eukaryota; Ichthyosporea; Ichthyophonida.
AAUUAGUAAAGCCCUUGCCAUCUCCGAAUACCAAUGCAUUCCAACGGCUACGGACCGCUUCGAAGACAAGUCUGAAGGACUUGGCAAGUAACGCUGCCAGCACAAGUGGUUCGAAUAAGGGAUCCAAGAAAGGCAAACAGCCUCCUUCUGAGCAUACGUCCGACUCGCUCACCACACGCACCCCAUCACCACAAGAGAUCAUCCUAAUGCUCUUUGUAUAUCGAAUGCGAA